GGUUCUUUGACAUUUCGUAGUAUUUGUGAAAAAUGUAAGAAUUUCAGUUUUGUUCGCCGAUAAAUUAAGUUUUCAUGAAUAAAACAAUAUGCUUAUUGUAAGGAAUUGGUGUUUAAAUAUUGUGAAAAGGGUGUGACUCUCUGUGCUUAUGUGUUAUGGAAUUGAAUUAGUAGUAUUUUAACAAUUUUAUUCAAUAAAUAAUAAACUAAAAAUCACUAUUUAAUUUUAAUUGUUAAAUAAAUAACAAGUUCCUAUUUAAAAUCGGGUGUUUGUGUACUCAAUACAGUAAACCUUCGGAAGUGCAUAUUACGCGAAAGCGAUAAAAUAAAAUUUAAUCAACAUAAACAUGCAUUAAUUUAUCUAAAUAAAUGAAAAAAACGCGUUUAAACGAUUCUAGUGUAAAAGCUGAAGUUAGUAUUAAAUAUGGGAAUUGUGAAUUAGUAUUAGUUGUAAACUGUAUUGAUUCAAAUACUAAAAUGGUUACGAUGAAUUCGUCGGAAAAGGUCGGGCAGAAAGCCAUUCAACAAGGACCCUCUAGAGAGUCGAAAUGCAUAAAAGAAGAAAAAGAUAUCCACAAAGAGAAGGAGAAGAAAGAAGUAGCUAUUGCCAACCUGCCACCGAAUGUACAAGCGUUGAUGUCCACAAUACCAUCACCGGAAGAAUCACCAAACUAUCUGAUUUAUAAAAAGAUGGAAGCCAUUGUUGAGAAGAUGCAAGAUGAGAACACAGGAGUGCCUGUCAAAACUGUAAAGAGUUUCAUGAGUAAAAUACCUUCGGUUUUCACCGGUUCAGAUUUGGUUGCGUGGAUAAUGCGUCACUUUAGACUGGAGGAGAGCGGGGAGGCUCAACAUUUGGCACAUUUGCUCGCAGCACAUGGAUAUAUGUUCCCAAUAGAUGACCAUUAUCUCACCGUUAAGAAUGAUAAUACAUAUUAUAGGUUCCAGACGCCGUAUUUCUGGCCGUCCAACCAAUGGGAGCCUGAAAACACAGAUUAUGCGGUAUACUUGUGUAAGAGAACAAUGCAGAAUAAAGCGCGUCUAGAACUAGCGGACUAUGAGGCGGAAUCCCUCGCUCGUUUACAGAAGAUGUUUAGUAGGAAAUGGGAAUUUAUUUUCAUGCAGGCUGAGGCUCAGAGUAAGGUUGAUAAGAAAAGAGAUAAAUUAGAGAGGAAAGUACUGGACAGUCAAGAAAGGGCGUUCUGGGAUGUUCAUAGACCUAUGCCUGGCUGCGUUAAUACAACGGAAUUGGAUCCGAAGAAACUUUCUCGUAUAAAUGCACUAAAAGCGCGGAGAAUGAGACAAUGUCAAGAAUUAUUGUUACAGCAUAAUAUAAAGACUAAUCCGAUAGUAACUAUCACAAAUCCUCAAGAAAGUGAAGAAGAAAUCCAAAAGAAUGCAGAAAUAAAUGCUGUUAAAGAAAAUGGUGAGACUUCAGCUGUGGUAGAGAAGGAGCCAGAAGAGAACUUAGAACAGCAGUUGGAGGCAGCUCGGAGGCAGGUGGCUGUGCUGAAGACGCGUUUGGAAAGAAGGAAUGUUCGCGUCAGUAAAGUUGCUGAUAUGUUUAUAUCGUUCUGUGAACAAUAUGCGGAAUAUGAUCCAUUUUUGACACCACCGGAAUGGCCCAAUCCAUGGAUUAAUGACACCACCGAGCUAUGGGACCAGGAGAAACUGUGUAAGGAUCCCUUACCUGCUCGUCGUGUCCGUCGCUGGGCGUUUGGUUUACGUGAAUUAUUACAUGAUACCGCGGGCAGAGAACACUUCGCUAAGUUCCUGAAUAAGGAGUUCAGUGGAGAGAAUCUUAAAUUCUGGUUAGCGGUCCAGGAGUUGAAAUCCCUCCCUAUAAGACGCGUGGCUUCCCGCGCUAAGGACAUAUGGAGGGAGUUCCUCGCCGCGGACGCGCCCUCCCCCGUCAACAUUGAUGCUGCCAGUCGUGAAUUGACGCGAGUGAAAGUAGAGUCGGGAAAACCUGAUAGAUAUUGCUUCGAUCAAGCGCAGGCUCACGUAUACCAUUUAAUGAAAUCUGACAGUUAUUCAAGAUAUCUACGUUCAGAAAUGUAUAAAGAUUAUCUAAAUGGAGCUAAAAAGAAGACAUCAGUGAAAGGUAUUAGGUCCAUAGUAUCUUUUACGGGACGUAAGGAACAAUCGGCGAAUUAAUUGGCUACAUUUCGCCAAUAUAGCGAAGAAAAGACAGAUAGCAGACAAGGAUUAAAGUGUUUUAUGGCUUUUUCCUAUUGCCAGAAAUUAAUUACACGCGUUAAUGUCAAAUUUGACAGCUGUCAAGUGUCAGGUUAGGUUGAAUUGUUUUUUAGACAGUACAUGUCAAAUUUGACAGUAAGGUUAAACGAUUAUGACGCUCCUUCCAGGAAAUGGCAAGAUCACUGUACUGUCAAGUUUUUUGUACACUUGUCACAUUUUUUGACUGUCGUGUCAUAUUUUUUGGUUUUGCAACAUUUAGUGACGGAACUUUUAUAAACACGGAUAACAUUGUCACAGUACACUUUUGACAGCUGUCAAUUUGACGUUUGACAUUUCAGAAUGUCUUUGUUUUUUGUGUACUAAAUUACAAAUAAGAAUACUCAUUCUAAUAAAAUUGUAAUAACGUUUUUAAGACAAAUACAAACUAAAAACAAUGCAUUUUUUAUGUUAUGUUUAUAAUCGUUAUUUUGACAGUUGACCAGUGAUGUUUUGACAGUAAUUUGACAGGUUGUCAAAAUUAUACAUUUGCAAUUUUUAAACAAUGCAAUAUUUGAAUAUUGUAAAUAAAUGUAAGUUUAUGAUAAAUCAUAAUUUAAUACUCACUGUAGUAAAAAAUACAUAUUAGAUUUUUUUCUUUUGUCAAUAAUUUGAUGGCUCCUACGGAAACUAGUGUAUGUUUGAAAUUUUAAAUUUUCAAGACAAGACUUUAUUAAUCUUAUUAUAUAUUAUCGUAUUCGAUGGAUAACCAAAAUACACUGUUUUUUUUAAGUAACUUUUUAUAUAAAAAAUAAUAUUUUCAAAUUUUGAAAAUCAGCACAAGGAUUAAAUCUCAAAAUUGUUGCUUUUAUGUAGGAGUCAUCGAAAUGUCUCUAAAUAUGAAUAUUGUUGUUUUAUAUUUUUUUUUUCGGAAAUCGGUCAAAUCU
Messenger RNA from Papilio polytes (common Mormon), 3118 nucleotides. It is a transcript of the gene RSG7, whose product is annotated as regulator of G-protein signaling 7-like. The record is from RefSeq and is a predicted model, not a curated record. Lineage: Eukaryota; Metazoa; Arthropoda; Insecta; Lepidoptera; Papilionidae. Bases 369 to 2153 code for a protein of 594 amino acids. Gene Ontology annotation, biological process: G protein-coupled receptor signaling pathway; intracellular signal transduction; regulation of G protein-coupled receptor signaling pathway. The transcript has 15 exons.